This is a messenger RNA of Ixodes scapularis (black-legged tick), 764 nucleotides long. RefSeq lists its product as uncharacterized. NCBI's taxonomy places the organism in Eukaryota, Metazoa, Arthropoda, Arachnida, Ixodida, Ixodidae. The transcript is spliced from 4 exons. The record is from RefSeq and is a predicted model, not a curated record. Bases 1 to 714 code for a protein of 237 amino acids.
AUGGAGGUGUUUGUUUGCUGGUUCGCGUUUGUCUGGUUCACCGUAAGAGUGAGCGGUCAAUAUAAGUUCGUUUUCGACGCAGGAGAGAGUCCGACUGAAAGCACGUUACAGUUCAAUCUGCCUGGGCUAAACGAAAUCAAGACGCCUAGUUUUCCGGUAAAAUAUCCGAUCUAUGACGCACCAGCUGCACCCGGGUUCACGAUUGGCAACAGCAAAGAGAUCUUCCAGCGAUGUGGGGCCCUCAUCCGCAAGAUCGAGGUGACCCUCGACAAGGGCAAGCAGGCGGAGCAGAACCUCACCGCCCUGAGGAACAUCGUCCACGCCGAACUGGUCAAGGAGACCAGGGAAAGGGAGAAGACGGGGCUCACGUUGCGGCUCAACGAGAUCGAGAAACUCUUGACCGAACUUCAUGAUCGGAACACCAACGGCGAAGUUCGCUUCCGCACCUUCAUGCGCCAGAUGUCCGCGGGCGCGAUCAGGUCGCCGUCGUACGCGCACAGCGUCUUGGAGAACCUUCACAGGACGUACACGCUCGAGGUGGACGCACACCUGACCGCAGUGCGGAACGUGCUCGGGGACGCCGUAACCUUCCUCAAGAGCGCCGUGCGCAACUCGGGCAUGCUCCUCGGAGAGCUCGCCCGAAUCAAGCUCCACUUUCUCACCGGACUGUUUCGUCCACCGCGCAGGCCUUCUGACUUACAUUUCCUCGGAUAGUCGGCCAUAGCCACUCGCAGGUCGCCCUGCUCAUACAUCAUACAAAAGAU